AUGUCGGGCUUCCAGAUACCCGGUCUGGGCCAGGCCAAACCCAACGAGACACUACCGCCGCUGCCAUCCGAUCUGAUUGCUGCCGCAGCCAGCGCCGCUGGACACGAAGACAUUCCCCAUGCGCCCGCGCAACAAACCACAGAAAACAUAGCCAUGUCGACUACGACUGCGGCACCUGUUGAAACCCAAGUCUUACCAGAUGCCGAUGCCAUGGUCCUCGACGAGCAGCCGCCUGCCAGCCCACCCUCUUUGACCAGCGCCCUUGAAGCUGCCAUCGGGGGUCUCGCUAGCGAACCCGUGCAACACCCGCCUGCGCAAGAGCAGCCGCAGGAGCAGACAGAAUCGGUCCCUCUACAAAACGAUACCGGCGAUAACCCCGAAUGGGAAAUUGACUCCUCCCCUUACGAGUCGUCCUCUGAAUCCAGCUCCGACUCGUCAUCCGACGAUGAAUCAGACGACAACGAAGGCUACCAGCUGCUUGGCGUUGAGGAGACGGCGCGCAUGCUCAUGGAGGCUGAGGCCGGAUCCGACGACGAAGCAGGCGGUGGCCCUAGCGGCGGUAAGUCAGGCAACACGGCGCACCUGCGCACCAAGAACGAGCUUGCCGAAGAGGAGGCCAUCACACUCCCCGACGUUACCAUCACCGAAGACAUGCCUCUGGAAGAACUUGGCUCCAUCGAGCACACAGUCGAUGCCACGGCGCUCAUUCUCGGUGCCAUGCCCGGCGAGUAUCAAGUACUUGACACCGGCUCCGUCCUAUGCACCGCGUCCCGCCUCGUCGUUGGCACCGUUAGCGAGACCAUUGGCAAGGUUACGCGCCCUAUGUAUACGGUGCGCUUCAACAACGCCGACGAGAUGGCGACUCUCGGCGUCGCCGUCGGGACUAAGCUAUUCUACACACCCGCCCACGCAACUUUCGUCUUUACCGCGCCGUUGCGCGCUGUCAAGGGCUCCGACGCGAGCAACCUGUACGACGAAGAGGCCGCUGACGACGAGGUCGAGUUCUCCGACGACGAGAAGGAGGCCGAGCACAAGCGCGCCCUCAAGCAAAAGAAGAAGGACAAGUGGAAGGCCAACAACCCCGAGAAAGCGGCGGCUGCGGCGGCUGCAACGGCGGCACGAGCAAGGGACCACCCGCUCCGCCAGCAGCACAACGUCGAUGCCGGGCUCAACUACGACGACGGGGACGAGGACGGUCCGUAUAAGCCCCUCGCGCGGCCUUCGUCGCUAGCUAGUGGGCCCGGCGCGUCGCAGUACGACCAGCCGUCAUCCUCUCGCCACGGUGGCGGCCCCGGUGGGCGACGCGGGGGCGACUUCCGCGGCCGUGGGCGUAGUGGCGGUCGCGGCGGUCGGGGAGGAUAUGCCCGCGGCGGCGGCAACAGCAGAGAAGGCUACUCGCUACCACCUCAGGGCAACCAGUACCAGAACCAGUAUGCGCAGCCGCCGCCGCCAGCGCCGCAGUCCUCAUCCAUGCCGCAGGUCCCGUUCGGGAUGCAGUUCCCCGGCUGGCCGCCCGCGCCCGCGCCCGGUGCCGUGCCUCCUCCACCACCGGGCUGGCCUGGCUCUGCUGCUGCCGCUGUGCCGCCGACGCCGACGCCGCCGCCGCCGCCCCAAUUCACCGGACAGAGCGGCGCCGCGGGCGGUCUUAACCUCGACCCGGCCAUGAUUGCGGCUAUCAUGGGCCAAAUACAGGCGCAGGCCGCGAAUAACGCCGGCGGUGCGUGGGGCGGCCAGCAGCAGCAGCAGCCGCCGCCGCCAGGCAGGUAG
Molecule: messenger RNA, 1767 nt
Organism: Cordyceps fumosorosea ARSEF 2679
Lineage: Eukaryota; Fungi; Ascomycota; Sordariomycetes; Hypocreales; Cordycipitaceae
Product: H/ACA ribonucleoprotein complex, subunit Gar1/Naf1
Exons: 1
Coding region: 1-1767 (588 amino acids)
Biological process (GO): pseudouridine synthesis; ribosome biogenesis; box H/ACA snoRNP assembly
Cellular component (GO): sno(s)RNA-containing ribonucleoprotein complex
Molecular function (GO): RNA binding
Source: RefSeq, a predicted model, not a curated record